AUGUCCGAAAACCCGGCCCCUACGAAAGCGACUGACGUGGUUGUAGCCGAUCAGCCGACCAUCGACUCCGGCGUGACGAAGGAGGACGAAUCCAAGAAGGAACGCGGGCUUUUGCAAGUACCCUCAAGGUCAUCAUCCCAGAAGAACCAGCCAUCAUCAUCUACAGGCCUGAGCGGAGCCACUAUUGGAGAGGCCAGGAAUAGCAUCGGUGGGCGAUCUAAAGAUUCGCGAAGCAGUUUUCUUGGUCGUCAAAGAAACGGUAGCGCUUCAAGUAAGCGCACAGGUGGCGAGAGCGACCCUACCCAGACGCCCGGCAUGUCUCAACCAAGCUCGCCUGUGCAAAAGAAGAAGAAGAGCGGUGGUUUUCUAUCGUUCCUUGGAUGCUGCGGUGCCCCUGACUCUGGGCCUGGCGCUGAUGGAGAGAAUGAAAACGUCCAUAAGCUUGAUAAGCUCCCGCAACGGCCGGCCACCGCGACAAAGCCAAAGACGUCGACAUCGCAGGAGCAGCCCGCGACAAAGCAGGUGACCGAAAAGGAGCCCCAGACUACUGAGCAGGACAAGCCCCAGAAGCCCACUGCCUCUGAGGAUGCCGACGAGAUUACCCCAGCAGAGGGUGACGCCGCCGCGCAAGCCAAGGUCCCUCCCGUCACGGGCAACUCUUCUGCUCAGAAACAGGAGGAAGAAGUGAAGCAGGUUGGAAAUGGCCCCCAGAACGAUGUCGUGAUGCAAGACGCGUCUAGGGAAGAGCCACAGGUGACUGUUACAAGCGUGGAGGAGACGGAAACCACAACUCAGCAAUUACCGCCUCCACCUCCAGUACCUGAGACCAACGUUUCUACCCCCUCCGGCCCGGAGGAAUCUACCGCCCUGGCCGAAGAGCCCCAGAAAUGGCUUCUUCCUCCCAUCACACCCGAGCUGAAGGGGAGAAAAUGUCUGGUACUGGAUUUGGACGAGACUCUCGUGCACAGUUCAUUCAAGAUUUUGCACCAAGCUGAUUUUACGAUACCCGUUGAGAUUGAAGGAAACUACCACAAUGUCUAUGUUAUCAAGCGCCCAGGCGUGGACGAGUUUAUGAGGAGAGUCGGCGAGCUAUAUGAGGUUGUUGUUUUCACGGCGUCUGUCUCUAAGUACGGCGACCCUCUCCUUGACCAGCUGGAUAUCCACAAGGUCGUACACCACCGGCUUUUCAGAGAGAGUUGCUACAACCACCAAGGAAAUUACGUCAAGGAUCUCUCCCAGGUCGGACGAGAUCUCAAGGACACCAUUAUCAUCGAUAAUUCGCCCACAUCCUACAUCUUCCACCCACAACACGCUGUUCCUAUCAGCAGUUGGUUCUCAGACGCUCAUGACAACGAACUGCUCGACCUCAUCCCGGUUCUCGAGGAUCUUGCCGGUCCUACUGUUUCGGACGUCAGUCUGGUUCUCGAUGUCACUCUUUAA
Molecule: messenger RNA, 1440 nt
Organism: Clonostachys rhizophaga
Lineage: Eukaryota; Fungi; Ascomycota; Sordariomycetes; Hypocreales; Bionectriaceae
Source: the annotation of a GenBank genome assembly